CCCGGCGGCGCUGUCCGCGGUCUCCAAGUCUGCGGGGCUGCGGUGGGCGCCGAGAGCCAGGCGCCACAGCCCGCGGAGCCCCGCUCGCCCCAGGGUCUAUGGAGUGGCCCCUCUGCGCCGCCUGGCCGGCCUCACGCCGCGCCUGGAGUCUGCCCCGCGGCCAGGAGACGCGGGUCCCUGAGCCUGCCUGAAGCAGCCCCGCGAGAUGGCGGCCCCCUAUCCCGGCAGUGGCGGCGGAAGCGAGGUCAAGUGCGGGGGAGGCCGUGGCGCCAGCGUCCCGUGGGACUUUCUGCCUGGGCUGAUGGUCAAGGCCCCGCCUGGACCCUGCCUGCAGGCGCAGCGCAAGGAGAAGUCCCGUAAUGCGGCGCGCUCGCGGCGCGGGAAGGAAAACCUAGAGUUCUUCGAGCUGGCCAAGCUACUCCCGCUGCCCGGCGCCAUCUCCAGCCAGCUGGACAAGGCCUCCAUCGUGCGUCUCAGCGUCACCUACCUCCGCCUGCGACGCUUCGCAGCGCUGGGGGCGCCGCCCUGGGGCCUGCGGGCGGUGGGACCACCGGCCGGCCUCGCCUCAGGCCGCCGGGGCCCCGCGGCGCUGGUCUCCGAGGUCUUCGAGCAGCACCUGGGAGGACACAUCUUGCAGUCCCUAGACGGCUUUGUGUUCGCCUUGAACCAGGAAGGAAAAUUCCUCUACAUCUCAGAAACAGUUUCCAUCUACCUGGGCCUCUCACAGGUGGAGCUGACUGGCAGCAGCGUCUUCGACUACAUCCACCCCGGGGACCACUCGGAGGUUCUGGAACAACUGGGGCUGCGGACCCCGACCCCCGGGCCCCCCACCCCGCCCUCCGUCUCGUCCUCUUCCUCCUCUUCCUCCUCCUCGCUGGCGGAUGCCCCAGAGAUCGAGACCAGCCCUGCCGAGGGGCCCGCCUCCUCCCGGGUGCAGGAGCGCUCCUUCUUCAUCCGCAUGAAAUCCACCCUCACCAAGCGGGGGCUGCACGUCAAGGCCUCGGGGUACAAGCAGGUCAUCCACGUGACAGGGCGCCUGCGGGCCCGCGCGUUGGGCCUGGUGGCUCUGGGUCACACCUUGCCCCCAGCCCCACUGGCUGAGCUGCCUCUGCAUGGACACAUGAUCGUCUUCCGCCUCAGCCUGGGUCUCACCAUCCUUGCUUGUGAGAGCAGAGUCAGCGACCAUAUGGACCUGGGGCCCUCAGAGCUUGUGGGCCGCAGCUGCUACCAGUUCGUCCAUGGACAGGAUGCAACCAGGAUCCGCCAAAGCCACCUGGACCUGCUGGACAAGGGCCAGGUGAUGACCGGUUACUACCGUUGGCUGCAGCGUGCUGGGGGCUUCGUGUGGCUGCAGUCUGUGGCCACCGUGGCUGGCAGCGGGAAGAGCCCUGGGGAGCAUCACGUGCUCUGGGUCAGCCAUGUGCUCAGCCAAGCGGAGUGUGGCCAAACACCUCUGGAUGCCUUCCAGCUUCCAGCCAGUGUGCCCUGUGAGGACACAUCCAGCCCAGGGCCAGAGCACACAGAGCGGGAGCCCCCGGUGGAGAGGAAGCAGGUCGUCCCCGCCGACAAGGACGAGGCCCCGCAGACGCACGGCAAACGCAUCAAGGUGGAACCGGCUCCCAGGGAAAGGCAAGGCCUCGAGGACAGUGGGGACGAGGAGCCCUCCAAACGGCCCGCCCCGCCGCGACGGGAGUUCACGUCUGUCAUCCGGGCCGGGGCGCUGAAGCAGGAUCCGGUGCGGCCGUGGGGCCUGGCGCCGCCCGGGGACCCCCCACCCGCCCUGCUCCACGCAGGCUUCCUGCCGCCCGUGGUGCGGAGCCUGUGCACGCCCGGCGCCAUCCGCUACGGCCCCGCCGAGCUGGGCCUCGUGUACCCGCACCUGCCGCGGCUGGGUCCCGGCCCCGCGCUCCCCGAGGCCUUCUAUCCCAGCCUGGGCCUGCCCUACCCCGGGCCUCCGGGCACCAGGGUGUCGCGGAAGGGGGACUGAGGACCGCGGGGCAGUGGACCUGGGGAGGGCGUGGCGGGGCCAAGCUGUCAGCCCUCUUGAGAAUUAAACGCCCGCGGGAGGGGCUGGGCACCGGCUCCAACUCCA
Molecule: messenger RNA, 2092 nt
Organism: Ictidomys tridecemlineatus (thirteen-lined ground squirrel)
Lineage: Eukaryota; Metazoa; Chordata; Mammalia; Rodentia; Sciuridae
Gene: Npas1
Product: neuronal PAS domain protein 1
Biological process (GO): regulation of transcription by RNA polymerase II
Molecular function (GO): protein dimerization activity; RNA polymerase II transcription regulatory region sequence-specific DNA binding; DNA-binding transcription factor activity, RNA polymerase II-specific
Source: RefSeq, a predicted model, not a curated record